This is a messenger RNA of Xiphophorus couchianus (Monterrey platyfish), 2243 nucleotides long. RefSeq names its product growth hormone regulated TBC protein 1a (gene grtp1a). The record is from RefSeq and is a predicted model, not a curated record. Gene Ontology annotation, biological process: regulation of GTPase activity. NCBI's taxonomy places the organism in Eukaryota, Metazoa, Chordata, Actinopteri, Cyprinodontiformes, Poeciliidae. Bases 576 to 1595 code for a protein of 339 amino acids. Gene Ontology annotation, molecular function: small GTPase binding; GTPase activator activity. The transcript is spliced from 8 exons.
UCCCAUGAAGGCAGCAUUAGAUCUGAUUUAGUUUGUUUGUCCCUGGUCCAAAUCCUCGGUUCAACUGCCGGGGCAGCAGCAGGGAGACUAAUUGGAUAAACGACCAGGAACAUACAGUGGGUGGGACCGUUUUGGGGUUGGUUCUGGAUAUUUUCUUUGCUCUACAGAACAAGUUAGGUUAAUAUCUCAACGAGACCGAGGACAAGCGGGAGCAGGUGCUUGUGGAUGGCGAUAAAAAAAACAGAGGAAAACUCCAGAUUCCCGACACGACUGACUGGGUAGACUGGGGCUGUAUCGAUAAAAUAUAAGGCUGACUUAGUUUAGAGCUACUAAUUUACCUGGAAGGGGCUUCGGGAAUACUCCUUACGGAUUUGGGGAUUUUUUAGAGUAAGUUAGCGUCCCGUCCCGAUUCUCCGCACUCCAACAUGGAGAAAGUGAGCCUCCAGGAGACCUCGCCUCAACUUAACUUUUGGUUCUGGUGAGGAAAACGCAUCGAGGAGCAAAUGCUGGAGUCCUAGCUCGGUUUUCGUCGUUUUACUGGAGCGAAAGCGCCGAUCACAGACACACAAUCCACCAUGAACCAGAGUACGGCUAAAGACCGAGUGGACAGAAUUGAUCCGUAUGGCUUCGAGCGCUCGGAGGACUUUGAUUUUGAAUCCUACGAGGAGCUCAUGUCCGAGUAUCUCAUCAUCUGCACCCGACGCUCCAUCAAGUGGUCCAGACUGCUGAAAGAUACCGGCAAGGUGCAAAGGAAUGUAAAAUUAAAGCGCUAUGUACGCAAGGGGAUCCCCAAUGAGCACCGCACUUUUAUCUGGAUGACAGCCAGCGGGGCUCAAGAGCAGCUGGAGAAGAACCCAGGGUACUACCAGUCCAUGCUGGUGACCCACAAUGACUUCAAACUGGUGGAGACCAUCAGAACAGACUUGAACAGAACGUUUCCAGACAACGUCCUGUUCCGCAAGUCUUCAGACCCGUGUCUGCAAAAAUCUCUGUUCAAUGUGCUGCUGGCCUAUGGUUACCAUAACCCAUCUGUGGGCUACUGCCAGGGCAUGAACUUUAUUGUUGGUUAUUUACUGAUUAUCACUAAAGAUGAAGAAAAGUCUUUCUGGCUGAUGGAUGCACUGAUUGGGAGAAUUUUGCCAGACUACUACAGUCCUGCUAUGCUGGGACUGAAGACGGACCAGGAGGUGCUGGGGGAGCUGGUGAAACUCAAAAUCCCCCGAGUGUGGCAGGUGAUGGUGAAACACAAUGUGAUGUGGACACUGGUGGUCUCUCGCUGGUUCAUCUGUCUCUAUAUUGACAUUCUGCCUGUGGAGACUGUUCUGCGGAUUUGGGAUUGCCUUUUCUAUGAAGGUUCAAAAAUCCUGUUCCGUGUAGCUCUUACACUGAUCCAUCACAACCAGGCUCUGAUCGAACAGGCCAAAUCCCUGCCAGAUGUCUGCCAGGCCUUCAAAGAGAUCGCCCAGGGACCAUUUGUUGAAGAUUGCCACCAUUUCAUGCAGAAAAUCUUCACCGAACCAGGAAGUCUCUCCAUGACAACCCUGAUUAAGCUCCGGGCGACAUGUCGUGGUCGAGUUGGUGAAGGAGAAUUCUGACCUGGACUUCCCAGAACGUCUGCCGAUGCAUUCCAGAGGGUCGAGCUCCCAGCAGCUUGUUUACACCCCGAGUCACUUUACACUGAACUUUGUCUUAAAGCAUAAACCGAGACAAUCAAAGCUGACAUGUUGUGCUUUAUGACCCGAUGAUUCCAUUUCAUGCCAUGACGUUUGUCUUGCAUGAAGUUUCAGAUUUUUGCACCUUAAUCCAGGAUGGCAAAAGUUAAAUAGAAAAACCUGAAUGAAAACAAUGUUGUUCCCUUAAAGCACAGCCAGGAAUAAAAUGUCCACUGUAUUUCACAUCUUUGUCAAAAAUUUAAAUAACACUAAUUGUUGUUUUUAGGUGAAGAGUUGAAUGAUGAAAUAUAUUGAUUCAAUAUUUUUGUGGUGUUCAUGUUAAACUAGUCAUUUAAGUGAAACUGUCCAUUACCAGAGAUGUGGGCUUAGUUUAUACACUGUAUUUAAAUCAAGUUACCAAGGUGAUCCAAUACAAGCACAACCGAAACAGCUGCUGUCUGUGUUUUAUAUACCAGGAAUCACUCCAACAUGGACUCUAAAUAUUUUUAUUACGUUACAGGAAAAUGCAUAAUAGAAAAUAGAAUUUUCCUUUAAAAAAAAAAUCUAAGCAUUCUUAUUUUUUUUAUAAGA